This is a messenger RNA of Rhopilema esculentum, 1105 nucleotides long. RefSeq names its product E3 ubiquitin-protein ligase MARCHF2. Gene Ontology annotation, molecular function: zinc ion binding; ubiquitin-protein transferase activity. Lineage: Eukaryota; Metazoa; Cnidaria; Scyphozoa; Rhizostomeae; Rhizostomatidae. Gene Ontology annotation, biological process: protein ubiquitination. The record is from RefSeq and is a predicted model, not a curated record.
UGUACUCUAUGAAAAAUCAUCAAAAAUAAACAGCAAUUAAGAGAAUUUCGAAGCCACGUCAAAGUGGAACUCGAAAAGUCGGAACGCAUUCGAAGUACCGAUAAAAUGAUCAUUGCGUCUUAAUGUUACUGAACACCUGAGAGUUUACGUUGAAAAAUGGCAAAUAAUAGUAGUUCAAGCCAAUUUAACAUAAACAGCAACAUACUUCAUACAAGGGAAGAUUCAAAACAAGAGUUCAGUGGAAUUAGCAUUGACUUAAGUUCAUCGACAUCAACAAUUGCUUGCAGAAUUUGCCAAGACAGUAAAAAUCUAUCAGAGCCGUUAAUUUCACCAUGCAGGUGCUCUGGUAGCAUGGGCCUGAUUCAUAAAACCUGUCUGGAGAAGUGGCUAGGACAUUCAGGAAGCAACCGAUGUGAGGUUUGUCAAUUUGAAUUUAAAACUGAACGAAUAUCAAAACCGUUUAGAGUAUGGUUACAGGAUGGAGACCAUUCUCGAGAUCGGCGCUAUUUCCUGAUCGAUGCCCUGUGCUUUAUGUUGCUAACACCAUUAGGCUGUAUCAGUUCGUGGCUCUGCAUACAAGGCGCAAAAGAAUAUUACGAAACAACUGACAAAUGGACCGGCUUCGGACUGAUUAUGUUAUCUACCUUCUUGGCUUUGAUGUACAUAUUCUGGGCAUUGAUUACUUUUCGAUAUCAUAUCGAGGCGUAUCGAAAAUGGCAGAGAAAGAAUCAAGUUGUUCGCAUAAUAUUUGAAGACAGUACUCUGCGAGAGACUGAAAAUGUAUAGAAAUAUGUUGUACAUAUUUGUUUGCCAAAAUUCCAAUUUUUUAUGUUUGAGAUGUAGUCUGUAUUACUACGACAAUGUAUCUGUACAGGGUAAAAGAUGAACACAGUCACUGUCAAUUGAAGGGACAACACGAUAGCUAUAGAGGCAGUAUUGAAAGCAUCAUAACAAGAAAUGUUGUCUGAUUAUAACAUUAAGUGUAAAAGUCGGAAUUGCAAAUGGGAACCUCCCAGUUCUACGCAUUAAAGCAUGUUUAGCUCUGCCUAUACGGCAAUGUGAGCUAUAUAAAAGAUAAUAAAAAUACAUGGUUUGAAUUAGAAUA